Ustilaginoidea virens is the source of this 2316-nucleotide messenger RNA. RefSeq lists its product as uncharacterized. The transcript has a single exon. The coding region runs from base 1 to 2316 and encodes 771 amino acids. The record is from RefSeq and is a predicted model, not a curated record. NCBI's taxonomy places the organism in Eukaryota, Fungi, Ascomycota, Sordariomycetes, Hypocreales, Clavicipitaceae.
AUGUGUCGUCCCUCAUCCCGCAACAAAUUUGAUUGCUUCACGGCGUCGUCGUUUCCAGCUCCUUUUCCCGCGGCAACCCCCCGGAGUCGGGCAAAGACUCUCAAGGAAGAUGCGGCAGAAGCGGCGCAAGCGGCGGAAGCAGGGGGUCGACCACCCGCGGGUCUUCUUCUCAGCUGCAGAGUUGCCGCCCUCAUCGCUCGUGCUUGCCAUCGGCCAUCGGCCAUCGGCCAUCUGCACGACACAAUGUUGGCCCAGGAAGAAGAAGAAAUCCAUGCGCCAAGACGGAGAGAUGACGUUCCCGCUCCUGCAUACUUUUUGAACAAUCAUCCUCCGCCUCCCGCCAACUCCAUGCCCACCACCACGCCGCCGCCGCCGCCGCCACCCGAGCACGAGGACGACGUCCAGGUUCGGGGACGAUUUUCCAAGUCAAAGAGCAUCCGCAGCAGCAGCAAAUCUUUGCCAAGCAAGUCUCGGCAUAUUUGGCUUCCGGAUUCCGCAGUAGCCGGUGUCACCUUGGCAGGCCACAGGCACAUUGCCAUUUCCAUCCCGCUGGAAGCUACCCCGUUUGGCCAAGACGCGAGAUCCCAGUACCCCGUCCUCAGCCACGACUUGCAGAUGGGCACACCGAGCAAAGCGCCCGUCAGGACCUUUACAAACGACAAAGGCGUCGUCACCGUGCUACGACCCCUCGUCAGCCAAGAACACGGCACAAACAUGCCGACCACCGCUUCGAAACAACGGCUGCCCUCGUCCGCAGUUCCCCUAAAUCAAAAACCGCUUCCGCUACCACCUCGGGAUCCAACUGCCAACUUCGGCCGCCAACCCGUCGACUACAUUGGUGUCCUGCCAAUGGCUUUUGACACGUCGCUGCUCGACGACUGCAACGUGCCCUGGAACAUCCCCUCAAGCCAGUCAGGGGACAAAGCCUCAACCCACGACAGACCGAGUCCACCCCCCCCUCAGAAGCCUGCCGCCCCAGCUCGCGUCUCCAGCACCAAAAUCAACCACAUCGCGACGGCUGCGAAAUCUCUCGACGGCAUGAUGCUGGUCCCGCACCAAGCGAAGCAUAUGCCCAGCGUUGCACGAGGCAGGCACUUAUCCGGCUCUACCGGCCCCGGGAAAUCAGUUGCCGCAACUCUGGACAAGGGUGGCAAAGACGAGAGCAGAGAUGAGCAGCCCAAGUCCACGUCUGGACCCUUGUACGAUGGCGCACCUCCAGCAUUGAGCCGAAAAGGAAGUUCAAUCUCCGGCGCAAACUCGGCCACACAGGCCGGUCCUCCGCUCGCAGAAGAAGCCCACUCUCGCCCCUCAAAGACACCUAGCCUAGCGCGGAGCAGAAAGGAAAUCGUGAGGGAAAAGCGACGGAGAGACUUGGAAGCCAUGCUGCGAGCCAAGACCAAGGAGCAGCAUGACGACAGACUAGCGACGCCAGGGGCAGCGCAGCAGCACUCCGCAACAGGCUUUUCAUCUUGGGCAAGCAGGCCGCCAACACCAACCCCAACCACAGCCUUGACUAUGAGCAGCCUGAUGGUGGUAAUGGAUGUGGAGCCUUGCCCUGAAGAUGAAGUCGAUGCUUCUCAGCGUCCCAAAUCGCCGCCUUGCCAAGACACGGCCAUGCAUCGACCAAAGUCGCCCGGUUCUUUGCCAGACUUGAACGACCCAAACAUGCCAACGCCUCCGACUUCGGCUCAUGGAUCGCCACGACAACAAAGACGCAGCAGCAGCAGCAGCAGCAGCAGCAGCAGCAACAACAACAACAGGGACCGGACCUUGCUGACACGGCCGCAAGAGUCCAACGGUAAUGAGGAGAGGGAGCGCAAGGUUCGAAAUGUCAUAGCCAUGGCCAAAGCAAAAGCAACCGCACGGCGGCUGGCGCUGGGAAGCGCGACGUGCCAAGAUGGCGCCGUUUCCCAAGCAGACAUGGAGGCAAAACCACGUUACGAGGCCCACGAGGAGCAUCGUCUUUGGGACAUGGAGCACAGGCUUCGUAGGUUGGAGAGGAAUGGCGACAUAUGGCUGGAGGCCCUCGUGCCUGUUCUCAACAGCAUGAGUUCGGCCAUGAUGGCGACCAAGGAUCGGCCGCCGGAGGCUGUGGGGGACGUAGUCUCUGGUGAGGAGACGUUUGGUGACGCGAGCUGGAUCAAAGGUGAGCUGGAGAGAAUGGCCGGGAAAAGGUACGACGACGGUGCCCCGAGUGAUUGUCUAAGCAGAGGUGACGACACGAGCGGGCUGCGAUCUAUCGAGCCGUUGAUGAGAGAGCUUGCGGGGGGGCCGAGACGAUGGAAAUCAACCGCGGUCACGAGUGGCAAGUCCUAA